AUGUACGAGAAGGAUAUGCUGCAAGCCCUGAUUGUCCGAAAUGGUCAAGAAAUGCGUAUUCAGGUGCCGACUGUCCCAACAGAGGACCUAGAGACUGACCAUGUGGUCGUGUUCUGUGGUGCUGUGUUGCAGAAACCGCACCAUGCGGUCCGUCAGCAGAUUUCCAAGCUGCACAGCGAAGUCUACGUCAGCGCAAGAAGUCGCGGAUCCCCCUCCUACCAAUACGGCUUGGCCCCAACCAACUUCAUUACCGCCGUAAACGGCAUCCCAACCCCUAACCUGGACCGCUUCUCCGAAGAAGUGAACAAAAUCCCCGACAAUACAUAUUUCCGCCUACGGGCGGUGACCUUCGAUAAUGUGCCGUGGGUAGUGACCAUGAAGAAGAACGAUUAUUACUUCCCCAUGUCCGAGUAUAUCAAAGACCAGUCCCAGCCCCCCGGCUGGCGGACAGUGUCUCACGACAAGGAUAAAUAUAAAGACGGCAUUGCGCCGGAUGCUGCGAACUUGAACCCGGAUGCUAUGGACGAGGGGUUUGACGGUGUCAGUGAUAUUGAGCCGGAUUUCGAGUGA
Molecule: messenger RNA, 570 nt
Organism: Aspergillus welwitschiae
Lineage: Eukaryota; Fungi; Ascomycota; Eurotiomycetes; Eurotiales; Aspergillaceae
Product: PDZ-like domain-containing protein
Exons: 3
Coding region: 1-570 (189 amino acids)
Molecular function (GO): protein binding
Source: RefSeq, a predicted model, not a curated record